AUGCUCACAGAUCGCCGCAUGAAAGUACAAGCCGCUUUGAUUUUGCUCCUGGCGGCGGUUGCCGUUAUCGCACCCUUGCAAUGCAUCGACGCCACCGCUUGUGGCAACACCAAUACACAAACUGGUGUCUGCGACUGCUCCUCCGGCAACGUCAUGACCUGUACUGGAAUCUCCAGCAUGCUUACAAGCAACAUUCCGACAGGCACGACUCAAAUUAGGAUCACUGAUUGCGCAAGCAGCAGCACUUUGACGAUGAGCUCGACCUCGUUUUCCGGUCUUAAUUCUUUGACAAGCAUCUACAUCAAGAAUUGCAUUGUGGUGCCUGCGGUAGGAAUGAUUUCCAACCUCCCUGCCCUUGCCUCCAUCUCGAUCCAAUCGGCAUCAAUCACCUCGUUCCCUUCCGGGUCAUUUUCCAAUCUUCCGGUGCUGCAAACUUUAGCCCUUGGCUUCAACCAGCUCACUGUCGUUCCAUCUGAUGUGUUCACGCUGACGUCGUUGCGAACAUUUCAGCUCAGGGACCAAAACAACGUGGGAACCACUGUCUUCACGCCGUUUUCCCUUGCUUCGUCGAGCAUGUUCUCAAGUUUGCAGCAGCUUAUUACCAUUGACCUCUCCUCCUCUGGACUCACUUCAAUUCCCGCCAAUGCGUUCAGCAACAUCCCACAGCUCAAGUAUCUGACGCUGGUCGGUUGCACGCUUUGCCAGCUCACCAUUGAGCCGAACGCCUUUUCCAGCCUUCCGAACCUCAACAAUUUAGAUCUUCGCUAUAACAAGUUGACUUUGAUUCCAAGUGGCGUGUUCACCAAUCUGCCGUCGCUUUUCAUGCUGUACCUCUCAAACAACCAGAUUACAACGAUCGGCGCUGAUUGGAGCGGUUUGCCAACAUUGGCUUUGCUAGACUUAACAGUCAACAACCUGACUUCGCUCCCUGCCAGUUGGCUGGUGUCCUUCCCGGCUCUGGUUAAUCUGCAGCUGACUCAAAACAAAUUCACAAGCGUCCCGGCGAGUGCCUUCGGCAUGCAAACGACUCUGUCUAUGACAACGCUAGACAUGGUCGGCAACAACUUGGCGCGUAUUGAUGCGAACGACUUUCCUUCCAGUCUGCGCUUUCUGCAGUCUCUAUACUUGAACGGGAACACCAUCACGAGCAUUGCUGCUAGCGCAUUCUCACAGUUGACCAGCCUCACAACACUACGACUCUCGGGCAACUCUCUGACCACAUUACCUCCUGGUCUCGCCCAAGGUCUCAGCCUGCUCACCUCGGUUACUCUCAAUUCCAACAGCUUUGCUGUCGUCCCUCCCAGCACUUAUGGAACGCUGGCAUCGCUUUCAGUCUGCCAUUAUGCAUGCGCCACGUGCUUUGGUGCUGGAUCGAGCUCGUGCUGCGCUGAGGGCUGUCUAACUUGCUCGUCUGGAGCCACGUGCACGCUAUGCUAUGCUGGAUACACAAUGCUGCCUGGAGGUUUGUGCAUUUCUCCUGCGCGGGUUGCCGCCACCGCUGCUUCUGCCUCGAUCGCAUCCGACGCCUCUGCCGCUUCUGUCGCGUAUGUCGCAUCGACCGAUUCCGCGGCGUCAGCGGCUGUUCAAUCUGCGACUUCGGCCGCUUCAGCCGCGUCAGUCGCUUCGAUUCGCUCGAUCGAGUCGGCUUCUUCUGCCGCCUCGGCUCAGUCAGUCGAGUCGGUCGCCUCCAUUCAGUCAGUUGCAUCGGUUGCCGUUGCCCACGCUGCCGAGUCGGCCGCUUCCGUCGCGUCGAUUGAGUCCGUGCAGUCCGCCGAGUCGGCCGCUUCCGUCGCGUCGAUCCAGUCCGUGCAGUCCGCCGAGUCGGCCGCUUCCGUCGCGUCGAUCCAGUCCGUGCAGUCUGUCCAGUCUGUCCAGUCACUCGCGUCUAUUGCAUCUGUCCAGUCUGUCGAGUCUGCUGCCUCUGCGGCCUCGGUCCAUUCAAUUGCAUCAGUUUCUUCCGUGUCGGCAGCCUCUGUGCAGUCUAUCGAGUCUGUUGCAGCGAGACCGUCCGUCGAGUCUGUCGCUUCCGUCCACUCUGUGUCAGCGGCCUCCGCGUCUUCAGUUUCUGCUUCGCUGGUUGCCACCGCAAACUCCCAAACCGAUUCGGGUUCGUCCUUGUUGCCGAUUGCUCUUGGCGCUGGCAUCGGUGGCCUCCUGCUUCUCAUCGUGAUUCUGCUGCUGGUCCGCCGCAGCCGCAGUCGCAAAGACAGCUUUAAGCGCAACUCGCUCGAAAGCAUUAACAGCAAGUCGGACAUCGUACCGCGGGACUCGACGACAACUGAACUGUACCAGAACAGCUUGACAAAGGGGAAAGUCGACACUUCCAUCUAUGACGACGUCAGCAACAACUAUGACCAGCUGACCAACCGCAACUACGACCAGCUGACCAACCGCGCCAAUCCGAGUGAGGUGCAGUACACGUACGCCGACCCGGCAGCUGGCAACGUCCGAAAGCUUGGCGCCUCGAGCCAAACGCCAUACAGCGAAGUCAAAACCGCCAACCUGUCGAACGAGGUGCUGUACGACAGCAUGAAGGUGACAUAUGCCAACUCGUAACAGUACUUUCAACUGUGCUGUGACUGCUUUGCUCUGUUCGAACUGCGACCGUGGCUGCUCGGUUUGGCCGUGCAGCUCAAGUGUUUUUGAGAGUUUUUGAGUGUUUUGUUUUUUUUCAAUUGUUGGGGGUGUUAUGGAGUUAUUCAAGUGUUAAGGAAUUGUUGCCGGUUUUGGGUUUUGUUGUUGAUGCCAUUGGCAUGGCUGCGUCGUGCAGUCCUGCUUUCAUCACCAAUACAGUGUUCUGAGUUCGA
Capsaspora owczarzaki ATCC 30864 is the source of this 2807-nucleotide messenger RNA. RefSeq lists its product as hypothetical. Gene Ontology annotation, molecular function: protein binding. The transcript is spliced from 15 exons. Bases 1 to 2556 code for a protein of 851 amino acids. The record is from RefSeq and is a predicted model, not a curated record. NCBI's taxonomy places the organism in Eukaryota, Filasterea, Ministeriida, Capsasporidae. Gene Ontology annotation, cellular component: plasma membrane.